Messenger RNA from Clunio marinus, 2172 nucleotides. The record is from the annotation of a GenBank genome assembly. NCBI's taxonomy places the organism in Eukaryota, Metazoa, Arthropoda, Insecta, Diptera, Chironomidae.
AUGUUUGGAUCGAAUCCCAAUUUUUUAUUGAAAAACAAAGCAAAAGUGAAACGUUCAAAGAAAAUGCUACACAAAAUAAACGGAACUGCUUUUGGUAUUUGUGAAAUUAAAUUCACUUUUGACUUUGUGAUAGAUUCGUCCACCAUCUCACCUGGAUUUCCGGGACAAAAAGGUAUAAAAGGAGAUUUAGGUCCAGAAGGUCCACCAGGGAAAAGUAUUCGUGGUGGUCAAGGAAGACCAGGGCCAAAAGGCACAAGAGGUGAACAUGGUCAAAGAGGUCUUGAUGGAAGAGAUGGAGUACCAGGUGAGCCUGGUCUUGAUGGUGUACCAGGACGAGCCGGUACUGAUGGCAAAGAUGGAACUAAUGGAAUUGACGGUCGAAAAGGAGAAAGGGGAAAAGAUGGCAAAGAUGGAAUUCCUGGCAAUGUUGGGCCAAGUGGACCACGCGGUCCUAAAGGGGAAAAAGGUUUAGCAGGGCCGCAAGGAAGAAAAGGGCCAUCAGGUAAAGAUGGCUUGAAUGGUACGCCAGGAACUUGUCUUUAUUGUAUGAAACGAAAUGAAUCAAGUCCUUACGAUUAUUGGUUGCCACCUCAGAUUCCAAUUUCAUCGUCAAAUUCAAAGAAAAUUCGUCCGAUUAUCAUUCGUGAAGAAGACAAUUUAAGAAUUCAAUGUGCUGCAACUGGUUAUCCGAAACCAACAAUAGUUUGGGAAAGAGAAGAUGGAAGACCAAUUGAUUGGGGUAAAUGGAAAGAUAAUUCAAAAGUUGGACAAUCAAUCAAUAUUACAAAGAUUAAUCGAGUUCAUAUGGGAACUUAUAUUUGUAUUGCUGAUAAUGCAAUUCCGCCAGUAGCCGAGUACAAGUUCAAAGUGGAAGUUCAUUUUAAGCCAACUUUGAGGAUCAGACAUAAAUGGGAUCAAGCAAUUCAAGCUGAUUUUGGUGCCAAAAUAACAUUCAAAUGUGAAUCUGAAGGAUUUCCUGAGCCGGUUCUUUACUGGGAACGUGCUGAUGGCGUCGUCAUUCCAAAUGAUUCAAUAAAAUAUCGGAUUGAAUCCCACACACUUGAUUCCUACAUCUUCAACACUUCUUUAACAAUCAAUAAUGUUAAUCAAUAUGAUUAUGGAGAAUAUUAUUGCGUUGGUAAAAAUCUUCAUGGAAUUGAGAAAAUUUUAUUCCGAUUGGGAACGAGAGGUCAAUGGACACGUCCCUUCCCUGGUGACGGUGACAAACCUGUGGUGUCUGGUGAAACACCGCCAGUACUUAGUUACGAAGAUGUGUGUCCACCUCCAGAAGCUUGUCCAUUCUGUCCAACUCCAAAAGAUUUAAAAUGUAAAGACACAAGUUUGUCACUUAAAGAUUUAACUGGAGGAAAGGAAUUAGAAAUUCUUCCAAUUGAGAACGCAACAUAUCCUGAGCUUGAGAAUCGUACUCAAGAUUGUGAAGUGAGUGUAAUUGGUAAGCCAGUUUUUCAUAAUCAUUUGGACAUGGAUCAUGGUGCAUGGCUUCGUGACGCGAUUCAACAGGACAACGUGACUAUUGAAAAAAUUUGGUUGACGAAAGACACAGAAACAAACAACUUGUAUGAAUUUAAAAAUCGAAUUGAUUAUCGAAAGAAUGUUCCAUCCAGGAAUCAACCUUACAAGUUAUUGUGUCCUUUCAAGGGCAACGCGCACAUUGUUUACAAUGCUAAUUUUUACUAUUUCUGCGCUGAUGGGCCGAAGAUUAUUCGAUACGACUUGAAGACUGAAAGAGUUGCAGCAACUAGAAUCCUCGACAACAUCAACGCAACACAAUAUUUGUACACAACACAAUAUAACGUCAUAGACUUUAAUGCUGACGACAAUGGCUUGUGGAUCAUUCACGCAACUCCUGAUUCUAAUUAUACAAUUGUUUCAAAGAUCAACGAGACAACUUUGGAAACUACAAACAGUUUCAAUAUAAGCAUUCAUCACCAUAAAGUUGGAGAAAUGUUUAUCGUCUGUGGAGUUCUUUAUGCAGUUGAUUCAGCGACUGUCAGAUACACAAAAAUUCGAUUUGCACUUGAUUUGUAUUCUAAAAAGUUGUUGGAUAAGGAACUUAACUUUGUUAAUCCUUUUAACUCAACAACAACAAUUGGAUAUAAUCACAACAAAAAUGAACUUUAUACAUGGAAUCUUGGCAAUCAAUUCACUUAU